CCAUAAAAAACCAGUCUGUGUCCCCAUCUGUUACUCUUUUGUCUUUCUCUCCCUUCUUUGCUUUCUCUGCUUAAAGAAGCAAGCAAACAUCAUUUUUCUCUCGUGUGUUCUUCUUUGUAGUGAAGAGAAUUAAUUAUUUGGUUUGAAUUAACAAAAAGUUGUGUAAGCUCCUGAUUGGCUCAGUGAUGGAGAGAGAUUUCCUAGGUCUGGGUACGAUAAAUAAUCCUCUUACAAUCAAAGAAGCGACCACUGAUACUCCCAACAAGGAUUCUGUAGCCAUGAGAGGUUCAGGGAUGCAGUGGUCUUUUUCAAACAAGGUUUCUGCCAUUCCUCAAUUCUUGUCAUUCAAGUCUUCUCUGGAAGAUAAACCAAGAAAGGCUGUUCAUGAUCCUGUAGCAUCUUCCUCUGGCCUUAUGUCUAUUUCAACUGCUGAUGCUUUUGAUUCUAACCAGAAAACAUACUCUGGCUUGGUUCAGAAAAACAUGGCUAUUGAUAAACAAGCUGGAAACCAUUAUCCUGUGACAACCUAUGGUACACAGCAGUUCGAUGCCUACUCUGUUAAUCGGCCACAGGAUACGAGGAUGUUCUCAAUCUCCGGCCAACAAAAUCAAACAAUCACCGUUUCUAUGAGCUCCCCCAUCCUGCAGUCCCAUUUUCCUCCCACAGGACAUAAUAUGCUUUCUAAUUCAAUAGUCCCAAAACCUCUGGGAGGAGUUCCAGUCAUAACCCCUACAUCUGCUCUUCCCACUCUGAGUUCGAUCAUUGGCACCACUGAUCUUAGGGAUGGUACUAAAUCCUCUGGAGCACCUGCUCAGUUGACCAUAUUCUAUGCUGGUUCAGUGUGCGUGUAUGAUGAUGUUUCUCCUGAGAAGGCUCAGGCCAUUAUGUUUUUGGCUGGAAACGGUGGGUCUUCUGGAACGCCGAACAAGCCAAUCUCUACACCUCAAGCACAGGCACCAAUUCGUAGACCACCUGUCAGCGAUAUUUUUGCUGGGAACAAAAGCAACACUACAGCUCCAAUCUCAUGCAUUCCCAGCCCUAUUUCUGUGACCUCUAGUAACACCAACGAUUUAGCAACAGUUAAGCCAGUAGUAUCUUUAGCUUCUUCUGUUAAACAAACAGAGCCCCCCAAACCACUUAAUUCACCAGGGCCUACUUCUGCCACGCUUGUUCCAGCAGUGGCUGUACCUCAGGCUCGUAAAGCAUCGUUGGCUCGGUUUCUGGAGAAGCGCAAGGAAAGGGUGACGCAAACUUCGCCAUAUAAUGUAAGCAAGAGGUCUCCCGAGAGUGGUUCCCAUGGAUGUGAUGGUGCAAGUUUAUCUAUGAAUUUCUCUAGCUCUUACCCUCUCCCAGCCAGCAACUAGCAGUGAAAACGGGCCGGGGACUCUGACCGAAGGGAUUGAAACCGAAGUAUAAGAAAGAGUGAUCUUCAACGUCUAUUUUCUGUUCUAAGUUGUAAGCUCAAUUCUUUUAAGGAGAUAGAAUCUUUACUUUAGAUAUAUGGUUCUUAUUAUUAGUAGAAAUUUGGUAAAUUUUGUUUAUGAUAAAUGUUUUAAUCCGACAACACCCUAGACCACUUGUAACUUGUCUUAGCUUCCAUUAUGCUGUAAAAGUAGCAUUUCUCAUAGUGGAAGAUAUUUCUAUA
Molecule: messenger RNA, 1645 nt
Organism: Populus trichocarpa (black cottonwood)
Lineage: Eukaryota; Viridiplantae; Streptophyta; Magnoliopsida; Malpighiales; Salicaceae
Product: protein TIFY 6B
Exons: 7
Coding region: 186-1364 (392 amino acids)
Biological process (GO): response to wounding; regulation of jasmonic acid mediated signaling pathway; regulation of defense response
Cellular component (GO): nucleus
Source: RefSeq, a predicted model, not a curated record